Molecule: messenger RNA, 499 nt
Organism: Daktulosphaira vitifoliae (grape phylloxera)
Lineage: Eukaryota; Metazoa; Arthropoda; Insecta; Hemiptera; Phylloxeridae
Gene: mRpL53
Product: 39S ribosomal protein L53, mitochondrial
Exons: 3
Coding region: 95-499 (134 amino acids)
Cellular component (GO): mitochondrial large ribosomal subunit
Source: RefSeq, a predicted model, not a curated record
CAGUAGCGGUUACGGUUUAGGGCAAAUUUUAUGUUGGACGGGUGAUUUUAUUGAUUAGUUUCCAGAAAAACAUUACUUUAUUCAUGUUGUUACUAUGUCUUUAGCUUUUUCUGGUUCAAAAUCUAAGUCUGCUGGCGUUGUAAGCGCAAUUAGGAAACAAACUCUUCUAUUAAAUCUCAAACCAAUAAAAAAGGUGUCUGUCAAAUUUGAUCCUUUUAGUCAAAAUGCAGUUACUGUCAGAAAUUUUAUGUACUACUUUUUGUCACCUAAAGUAAUCAAUACAAAUCCUUCAUGCAUAGUUAGAAAUCAAGUUGUAAAUGAUCGAAGUGAACCAACAAUCGAUGUAACUUUAACUAAUGGUGAAUCUAUUUUAUUCAAGUGUAAUAACUUAACAACUUUAGAGAUAUUACAACAGUUUAAUAAACAUAUUACACCACUAGCCCCCCAGGAAGAAGUAGUAGAUACUGCAGUUACAAAAGCAGAUAAGAAAAAACGUUAA